Messenger RNA from Coregonus sp. 'balchen', 3420 nucleotides. Lineage: Eukaryota; Metazoa; Chordata; Actinopteri; Salmoniformes; Salmonidae. The record is from the annotation of a GenBank genome assembly.
AUGGAGGGUUAUGCGUGGGUUGUAGCCAGCCCUUACUCUACCAUGGAUGGGUUAUGGCUGGGUGCAGCCAAACCCAACCUCUCACCAUGGAGGUUUUGGCUGGUGUUGCAGCCAACCCUUAACUCCACCCACCAUGGGAGGGUUAUGCUGGUGUGUUGUGCCCAACCCAUAAACUCUCACCAUGGAGGGUUUAUGCUGGGUGCCAGCCAACCUAACUCUCACCAUGGAGGUUAUGCUGGUGUGGCAGCCAACCCUAACUCUACACCCUGGAGGGUUAUGGCUGGUGUGUUUGCCAACCCAUAACUUCCACCAGGGGAGUUAUGCUGGAUGUGCAAGCCAACCCUAACGUCUCACCCUGGAGGGUUAUGCUGGUGUGCAGCCAACCCUAACUCUCACCCUGGCAGGGUUAUGCCUGGUGUGCAGCCAAACCUAACUUCCACUACACCCGGGAGGGUUAUGCUGGUUGUGCAGCCAACCCUACUGCUCAACCCAUGGAGGGUUAUGCUGGGUGUACAGCCAGCCUCUUACUCUCACCAUGGGAGGGUUAUGCUGGUGUGCAGUCCAACCCUAACUCUCACAUGGAGGGUUAUGCAUGGUGUGUAGCCAACCCUAACCUCUACCAUGGAGGGUUUAUGCUGGUGGUGUAGCCAAACCCUACACCUACUCACCAUGGAGGGUUAUGCUGGUGUGCAGCCAACCCUAACUCUCACCAUGGAGGGUUAUGCUUGUGUUCCUAGCUCCAGCAGUGCAGUAGUAUCUAACAAUACACACAAAUCGAAAGUAAAAUAAUGGAAUUAAGAAAUAUAUAAAUAUUAGGAUGAGCAAUGUCGGAGUGGCAUUGACUAAAAUACAGUAGAAUAGAAUGCAGUAUAUACAUAUGAAAUGAGUAAAGCAGUAUGUAAACAUUAUUAAAGUGGCAAGUGAUUUCAAGUCUAUGUAUAUGGGGCAGCAGCCUCUAAGGUGCAGGGUUACAUAACCGGGUGGACGCCUCCUAGUGAUGGCUAUUUAACAGUCUGAUGGCCUUGAAAUAGAAGCUGUUUUUCAGACUCUCGGUCCCAGCUUUGAUGCACCUUUACUGACCUCGCCUUCUGGAUGGUAGCGGGGUGAACAGGCAGUGGCUCAGGUGGUUGAUGUCCUUGAUGAUCCUUUUGGCCUUCCUGUGUCAUCGGGUGCUGUAGGUGUCAUGGAGGGCGGAUAGUUUGCCCCCGGUAAUGCGUUCAGCAGACUGCACCACCCUCUGGAGAGCCCUGCGGUUGCGGGCGGUGCAGUUGCCGUACCAGGCGGUGAUACAGCCCGACAGGAUGCUCUCAAUUGUGCAUCUGUAAAAGGUUGUGAGGUUUGUGAGGGUCUUAAGAUAUAUUAGUUUUCUUUUUCAUGAAUUUUUUACAAAUAUAAUUUUUCUUCCACUUUGAUAUUAGAGUAUUUUGUGUAAAUCGUUUAAAAAAUAAUUACAUUAAAUUAAAUCCAUUUUAAUCCCACUUCGUAACACUACAAAAUGUGGAAAAGGUCAAGGGGGUGUGAAUACUCUCUGAAGGCACUGUAGGCUACCUCUGUGGGAACAUCAUGCAGAUUAGCUGGAUGCUUACAUUCUUUUGGGGAGGUUUUGAGUUUGGAUUAUUGUUCGUGUUCAUGCAUUUUAACUCCCAACGUAUCAGUAUGUGUUUUUGUGAAUAUGUAAACCUAUAUUUUGUAGUCAUACAGUUCUAAUGUCCUGACAAUGAGGCAAUGAACUUAUGUUUAAUUAGAAUUGAGAUGGGAUACUCCUCUCUACACCUUAGUUUUUCUGGUUGAGGGGGGGAGGGGUACCUGUCAACCUGAGGGCUGGGAUCCUUAUCUACAACCUGCCUGGACCCUAUCCCAGAUCCCAACACACCCACAUAGUCUAUAACGACAACACCACUAUCCAUGGACAAUUACUGCUGAUGCUUAGGUGCAAAGAGUAUAUCCAUAUCACCUGAGAACUACACAGUGUGUACAUACAUACAUAAAUACAUACAUACACACACUACAACACACCAUGGGAUACGAGAACAUGUCAUUAAUUCCAGGACAUAUAUAGCCAGUGGGAGAAAGAAGAGACCGAGAGAGAGCGAUAGAUAAAGGGAGGGACUGGGGCACACAACCCAGGAGGCAAUGAACGUUAUGAUAUUAAUGUUUAGCAUCCGUGUGCUGGUGGUUAACCAUUUUAGAGAGCCCUGUCCCUGGUUCUCUCUCUUCUUAGACCUUUGGUCUAGUCUAGAGCCCUUUCCCUGCCCUGAGCCAUGCUCAGGUGAAAGUCCAGGUAUGUCUCACAGCAGCACAGUUGCCUUGAGUAAGCCUCUGAGGAAUUCCGAAAGCCCUGCCAUGAAAGAGAGACCGGAGAGGGAGGGAGGGGCUCUAAGCUAAAGGAACCCUAGGCCUCAGGCUUAGAGCAACACCUUCGCGUUUCCAUAACUACAGUAUAGUCUGCAGUAGACUGUCAGUAAUGAUUUAUAGUUCCACCAUAAUUAUCAGGAAGCAUUUACGGUAUGGGAGUAUGAGAGUAGAUCCCAACUGUAUCAUGUGAUAUUGAUAUGUUUCUGAUGCAUUGUUCUCUCCACCCCCCCAGAGGAAGCAGACUACUCUUCAUUUGGUAUGGACUCUCUGACCCGUCCUAAGAAGACGGUCCUAGCGGCCAUGUUGCUACGGCCUGAUGCCAACCGGAAGAAGCCCCCUGUGAUCAUCAGCCUGCCCAGGGACUUCAGGCCCGUCUCCUCCAUCAUCGAUGUGGAUAUCCUCCCUGAGACACACCGCCGGGUUCGCCUCUACAAGCACGGCCAGGAGAAACCGCUGGGCUUCUACAUCCGCGACGGCUCCAGCGUCCGGGUCACGCCCCAGGGCCUGGAGAAGGUGCCUGGGAUCUUCAUCUCCCGCAUGGUGCCUGGGGGCCUGGCUGAGAGCACGGGCCUGCUGGCCGUCAACGACGAGGUUCUGGAGGUCAACGGCAUCGAGGUGCAAGGCAAGUCUCUGGACCAGGUGACAGACAUGAUGAUCGCCAACAGCCACAACCUCAUCGUGACGGUGAAGCCGGCCAACCAGCGCAACAACAUCGUACGGAGUGGCGGGGGCGGGGCAGUGUCCGGGAGCUCGGGGCACUCGUCCGACAGCGGCGGCAGUUUCUACGGCUACUCCUCCCCGGGCGCUGCCAUGGCGACGACUCCGGCACACAUAAUCCAGAACUUCCACCCAGAGGAGCUGGAGAGUGAUGAGGAUGAUGAGGACCUGGUGAUAGAGGUGGACGGAGAGGCCGUGCCCUCCCUGCCCCGCUACGUUCCCCAUCUGGACCUCCGUACCACCAACGGAGCCCUGGCCUCCAGCAACAGCGCCAACUCACUGAGCACCGCCAACAGGGGCCUGGAGGGAAGGAGCUUAGAGGAGGACGGCACAGUCAUCACACUGUAG